Molecule: messenger RNA, 881 nt
Organism: Drosophila erecta
Lineage: Eukaryota; Metazoa; Arthropoda; Insecta; Diptera; Drosophilidae
Product: G surface protein, allelic form 156
Exons: 2
Coding region: 10-699 (229 amino acids)
Cellular component (GO): extracellular region
Molecular function (GO): chitin binding
Source: RefSeq, a predicted model, not a curated record
CAUCCAAAGAUGCUGCGCCUACUGAUCGUUCUGGUAUUUUGCAUCCUGGGCUGCCAGGCAGCCUGCAAUACGUGCAACACCAAUGGCGUGUCCUGCAUAUCGGAAACGGAGUUCCAGUUCUGCUCCUCCGCCAGCGAACCCAUCGGAUCCUUGUACACCUGCCCCACCGGAUACUAUUGCACGGAGAGCACGCCCAUUUGCAGCUCGGUGGCAUCUUCGGCAGGUUGCGCAGGAUGCAAUAAGUGCAGCACGGAUAAUCGUUUUGCUUGCACCGGUCGGAAUAGCUUUGCGCUGUGCCUAGGUAGUUCUACACCCAGCACAUCGAUUGGCGGAAGUUGUGGCACUGAUUACGUAUGCAACGUGGAAAAUUCCAAUAUCUGCGGUAGUCCCACCACAUACGCAGUAUCCUGUUCCGGAUCAAGUGCGCCCAACUGCGAUUCCACGACCAUCACAGAUGCCACCGAGUAUUGCCGAAGCAUUCAAACAGCCGGGAAAUAUCCUUAUGGCGGAGUUACCUCAACCACCUGCAGGCAAUAUGUGAACUGUUUCACGGCUGCUGGUAUUUUCUACGGAAAUGUGUACACCUGUCCCGGACACACCUACUUCGACAGCACCUCAAAACUUUGCACCACCCAAACGCAGGCCAGAUGCUCGGAUACUGUAUCUUGUUUGACUCUGAAUGACCGAUUGCUGCCGUAGAGUGUGGAUUCAAGGGCCUGGGUAUCUUUAUUGCGGUAAUUAACACGGGGCAAGGGUAUCUAAAUCACAUAAAGUGCACUGGAAAAGCCAAGGCUGUGCUGCCGAGAGCCCUAAUUUAAUUGGCUUGUGAGACUUAACUUUAAUGACACUACCAUGAGUGAUACAAAUGGCUCUAAUGUAUU